AUGGUUUCAGUACGUUUUGAUGUUUUAGGCUCUGUAACACAUAUGUGUGGUGGUGCAAUUCUUUCUGAUAUAUUUGUACUAACUGCUGCCAAUUGUUUUGUACAACUUACAGCCUUUCCAAAUUGGUUUUCAAUCAAAGCAGGUAUACAUAAUAUUUAUAUUGAAAAUCAAGAAACAGAACAACUUCGAACAGUAUCUCAAAUAAUUUUACAUCCGAAUUAUUCAUCGAUCAAUUAUCUUAGUAAUAUUGCACUUGUUCGUGUUUCAUCAGCAUUCAAUAUUAAAGGAUUAAGUGUAUCAACUAUUUCAUUAUCAAAUUUAACAUUAUUAGAAAAUAUGGAUUUGAUAACAAUCGGAUGGGAUUUUACAACGAAUUCUUCAAAUAUAUCUACCCAAUCUCCAUUUCUACAACAAAUAACUGUACAAGAAAAUGUUCCAUGUUCUAAAAAAUCAAUUGAUCCAAAUACACAACUUUGUGCCACUGGUACAUGUCGAGGUGAUACUGGUGGUCCAUUGAUGGUCUAUUCAAAUGAUAGUCUACAAUAUGAACUUGUUGGUAUUACAAAUUUUCGUAAUGCAUGCACUACCGAAGGAUUAUUUACUCGAAUAGCACCUUUUAUUGAUUGGAUUUUGACAACAUUAAAAAAUCCGCCAACAACUGUCUCACCGUUUCCAACAUUUGGAACAUUUCCACCUAUUACAUAUCGAACUCCCAAGCCAGAUGUACUUGGUCGUCCAAUUGAAUUUAUAUGUAAUACAAGUUAUUCAUGUGGUUGCUCCGCAACGCCAGUUAUUUUUCAUGAUGAACCACCAUUUCCAGGUACUCGCCGUCGUGUUCAAGGAAGAAUUGUUGGUGGUGAGAACGCUCAACCACAUAGUUGGCCAUGGAUGGUAGCAUUACGAAGAUCUACUAUACAUUUUUGUGGCGGUGCACUUUUGAAUGAAGAAUGGGUACUAACAGCUGCUCAUUGUAUCAGUCUGGCUGAUGGAAUAACUAUUCAUAUUGGUGUUCAUAAUGAAACAGAAUCUUCACCACAAGUGCGUACCAUUGCUCAAGUGAUUCCACAUUCAGAUUAUCAAGGACCACCUAGAUUUGUUAAUGAUAUCGCGCUUCUUCGUCUUUCAUCACCAGUAGACAUUGCAGUGCCAGAAAAUUAUGCUGGUCGUUCUUGUUUACCUCCAAAGACAGCUGGACUCGAUUAUCCACAAGUUGGAACACGCUUGGCAGUGGCUGGAUGGGGUAGAUUACUUUCUGGUGGUAUUCGACCACAAGUAUUACGCCAAGUUCGUGUGAACACAAUAGCUAAUGAUGAUAGGCGAUGUCUCGGUUCAAUUAUUGAUAAAGAUCGACAAUUUUGUGCUAUGGUUGAUAACGGUGAAAAAGACUCAUGCCAAGGUGACAGCGGUGGUCCUAUUCAUCAAUGGCUUCGCGAUCAUUGGGAACAAGUUGGUAUUGUGAGUUUCGGAAAAGGAUGUGCUGAUCCAGAAAAUCCUGGCAUAUAUACUCGACUGUCAGUCUAUCAUGAUUGGAUUCAAUCAAAUAUGAAUGGAAUUAAUUCAACAACAUUUUCAUCAACACAAGAGACAUCAACAACGAUAUCCAGAACAUGCACAUCAACGGCUAAGCCAAUAACAACACCAUUAGAAUCGGCAACAACAACAACUUUAGAAUCGCUCACAACAACAACAACUUUAGAAUCACUAACAACAACAACAACUGUAGAAUCGCUAACAACAACAACAACAAAGCCAGUGUCCAUCUCAGACACCAUCAGAUCUACUACCAGCGAUCGAGGAGCAGCUCCUACACUCAAGACAAACUUGUUAUGUAACUCGAUAUUUUAUGCAUUGUUUCUUUGUAUGUUACUCAUUUGA
This is a messenger RNA of Rotaria sp. Silwood1, 1875 nucleotides long. The record is from the annotation of a GenBank genome assembly. Lineage: Eukaryota; Metazoa; Rotifera; Eurotatoria; Philodinida; Philodinidae.